AUGGUAAAGCCAACCCUCGUCGUUACGCUACUACUCUGCGCCUUAGAAGCGGUCCGUUGUUUCAAACUGCCGAUUCAAGGAGCUAAAAGGAACAUUAGGAGGUCGUACGUAACACGCGCAACAGAUGAUGCAUCACUGCUUGAAAUCGACCAGCAAAACGUAGAAAAGGUUUUAGACUUGAUAAGACCGCAAAUCGAAAAUGAUGGAGGAAAACUGACCCUAGUAGGCAUAGAUGAUCACGAUGUUCAAAUACAGGUAAGUGGUGCGUUCCGAUCAACCAUACAAGUGCGUAGUUCGAAGGAGCCUGCAAGACAUGCCCAUACCGUAUGCAAACUGUCAAACACGUAA
Molecule: messenger RNA, 348 nt
Organism: Babesia sp. Xinjiang
Lineage: Eukaryota; Apicomplexa; Aconoidasida; Piroplasmida; Babesiidae
Exons: 1
Coding region: 1-348 (115 amino acids)
Biological process (GO): iron-sulfur cluster assembly
Molecular function (GO): iron-sulfur cluster binding; iron ion binding
Source: RefSeq, a predicted model, not a curated record